CUGUCUUUCCAGUCGCUGGGAUCAGCAGCAGCAGCAUGUCCGGCUCUCCGUCCUGGAUCCUGAGCGCCUUCUGGCUCAGCUGCCUGCUCGGCUCGGCCGCCUGCAGACGCGGCAGAGGUCAUGGCGGCCAUCACAGCCCCAUCAUCUUUAACGAUUUCUGCGCCAUGAAAGACGAGUCGGGGCCGUGCAAGGCCAUCAAGGAGCGCUUCUUCUUCGACGUCAACACCGGGAGCUGCGAGCGCUUCGAAUAUGGCGGCUGCAGCGGAAACGCCAACAACUUCGAGACGAUGGAGGAAUGUGAGGAGGCCUGCGUCUUCUCAGACGAUAAGAACCCGUGUCACCUGCCGGAGGCCCCGGGCCCCUGCCGAGGUUUGGUGCGGCGCUUCUUCUUCGACAGCCAGACUCAGCAGUGCAGACAUUUCUACUACGGCGGCUGCUUCGGCAACGCCAACAACUUCAGGAGCAUGGCCGACUGCCAGGCGAGGUGCCUCAACCCAGACGAACCUGCGGCUGCGACAGACGUCCAUGUGAGGAAACCCGCCGUGACCCGUCCAACCAUCGCACCAGACUCGGGCGCCUCAGAGAUCUGCUUCGGCCCCGUCGACCGCGGCGGCUGCAGCGGCGCCGCCGUCAAGCGUUUCGCCUUCAACCCGGGAACCAAGCGCUGCCAGGCCUUCUCCUACAGCGGCUGCGGCGGGAACCACAACAACUUCCUGAGCCGCAAACUUUGCUACCACCGAUGCGUCAAAGGCCACAAGGGCUCCAGGAAGGGGAUGAUCCGGAUACGCAAGAAAAACAUCGACAGCAUCGUGAACCGCGGGGACUGAAGGCCGCGCCCUGCGGGACGCCGCUCCUCCUCCCACACAUGUAUCAUAGCUCCUUCUCUGUCUCUUCAGGAAAUCUGGUUAUUUUUGAUUCAUUAUGACGACAAUUCUGUGCAAAAGUCUUAGAGCAGGAAACGACAAGAGGCGGUUUGAAACUUUAGCACAGAAGCAACAUGGGAACAUGAACCUCCUUCUGAUCUGAUGCGACUUUAUUUCUUUUCUUUUUUUUUAAUUUCUAAACUUUUCAGUAUCGGCUCUAAAAUGACAAAGUCAGAAAAGUUUCUGACUCGGUUAAAUAAAGACCCAGGAUGGAAACAGCAAAGACUCAUGGGAAAUAUUUAAAUCCUGCUCAUUCCACUGUUUCUAUAGAAACUACAGUAACAAAGAGAUUUGAAAGGUUUUA
Messenger RNA from Poecilia reticulata (guppy), 1227 nucleotides. It is a transcript of the gene tfpia, whose product is annotated as tissue factor pathway inhibitor a. Gene Ontology annotation, cellular component: extracellular region. NCBI's taxonomy places the organism in Eukaryota, Metazoa, Chordata, Actinopteri, Cyprinodontiformes, Poeciliidae. Gene Ontology annotation, molecular function: serine-type endopeptidase inhibitor activity. Gene Ontology annotation, biological process: negative regulation of peptidase activity. The record is from RefSeq and is a predicted model, not a curated record.